AUGGAUACUGGUGACACUGUUGAUGCUUCCAAGAUUGCUAAUAAACUAUUUGCAGAGGAGAUAUCCACUGCCAAACCAUCAGAGAUUACUCAAUUUUUAGCUGGUGAUGAUCCUGAAUCAACUGAAAUUAGAACCAUUUAUUUUAAUAAUUUUCAAUGGCCAGCUAAUUUACUUAGCUCUAUGCGCUUACUAUGCUCCAAAUUAUACCUUAAAGCUGAAUCACAAGAGUUGGAUCGUAUUUUAUCAUCUUUUGCUCAAUCAUAUUUACAACAACAUCCGCAAAAUGUCUUUUGUACGCAAAAUUUUGAACAAAUUUAUGUUAUUGUUUACUCGUUAAUUUUGUUGAAUACUGCUUUACACAAUCUGGAAUUGAAUAAAAAGUCACGUAUUCGUCAAUCUGAUUUUAUUAGAAAUACAUUGUCGACUUUUUUACUGCAAGAUGCAAAAUUGAUGAAGAGUUUGUCAACAAAGCAGAAGUUAUCUAUCGAAGUAACAUUAUCGGAUUAUUAUGACGAUUUGGUAAAGAAUGAAUUGAUUUUGAAAACCGAGACUUCAACACCUUUGAAUCGUCUUUCUCGGGCUAGUAAGGACGAGGAUAAUUCGACAAAUAUCACGACAACCACAUUGACGACAAGUACUGAUGGUAAUGCCGAUUUGGACCAUAACUUAACCAGAAAAAGUUCAAAUUCAUCCAUUUGGUCUACUGAUACCAGCCAACAGCAUAACCAGCAUCAUAGCCAACACCAGCAUCAACGAUUUACCAAUGGAUUGAAAAGGAUUACAACUGCGACGUCAACAGUAACUGCACAGACAACACAAACGACAUCUACAGCGGCACCUGCAAGGGUUGGACUUGCAAGAGCAUUGGCAGGACUGGUGGUACUUCAUGAACAGUCCAUGUAUAAACACUCUAAUCACUCCUUAAUGUCACAAAGGUCUUCACCAGCUUUACGUCAUAGGACUUCUUUUGAUCAAACUAACAAGAGAACUUCCGUCAUUUCAAGAAAAGUUGACGAUACAAUGUCGGUAUUGUCUUUGGACAUUGCUGGACCAAAUUGGGAAGAAGAUCAAAAAGACAUGGAACAAUUUGAUGUUGACGAUUAUCAAGAUGAAUAUGAUUUGGAAUUGGAAUUGAACGGAAGUCCCUAUCUUAAAGAAGGUUUAUUAAAGUUGAAGAUUUUAAACAAUGAUUCUGUUGAUGAUGGCUCCAUCACUCAACAACCCCAGGGAAAUCGGUUCUUUUCAUUUUUCCAUCACUCAAAAAAUAUCAAUGCAUUGAGUAAAUUUGUUGAUCAUUUUGUUGUUGUAUCUAAAGGCGAAUUGUCGCUUUAUUCAUUUGACCCCAAAGUUAUCAAGAAGCACAAACGUGAAACUGAAGUGGAAGACGAUAUUGGGGAUGGUAACUGGCUACGCAAUGCAGUGAAGCUAGGCACGUACAAUCUUUGCUCCACUUUUGCCUGUUUAGACAAACUGCAAGCAGGUAAAGUGUACUGGACAUUAACAUUCCCGCAAGUCACCAAGAAACCUGCCAAGAAAUUCAUCUUUGAGGCUGGAACCAAAGAAAUUGCCUUGGAAUUUGUCAAUACUUGUAACUUUUGGGCGGCCAAAAUAUCAGCCAUUCCGACGUUGGAAGAAAGUGUAUCUUCCGAAGAAUAUGGAUGGGUCAAUUUAAACCAUUUGAUAAAGACUAAGAAGUCAUUUAAAAAGUUGAAAAAUAUUCAAAAAUGGGAGCCUGUAUUGCAAGGAGUGUAUAUAUCGAACUUGUCCGUCAACGAAGAAGCAAACCAUUGGGGUAUGAUGAAUCAAUUUGUUAAAACGUCAAGCUACUACAACCAUUUGAAAAAACUGUAUCGUGACUUUACUCAUUUGAAACAGAAAUUUAUUGAAAAUUUCCCCAAAGCACAAUAUAAUGGAUCCAAUUACACUCGAGUCAUAAACAAUUUUGAUGCCAAGAUUGAACAUUACAAGCAUCAAUUGAUGGUGUAUCGAAGCUAUAUAAUCAUCUUGGGGUUUGCAUUACAAUUGCGAUUUGAUUUACACGAAGAAAAGAAACUACAAGCUAGAGAUAAACUAGAUGCGAGCUUAGAAGAUGAUUCAUCUCAUCAUAGUUUAAUCGACAAGGUUGAACAAGAAGAUGAUGAAUUGACAAAAUUGGUCAAGAGUGAGAUAAAGAAAUUAUUUUUCAACAUGAAGGAUAUUGGAAAUAUCAUCCCCACUUUUAAAUCAUCAAAAUCGAUAAAAAACAUUGCCAAGCUACAAGAACAACAUCAAUUGGAACAGAAUAAAUUAGUGAAAUCACCAAAAACUUUUACAUUGUCUAAUUUGAAGGAUAAUGAGUCGCCUAUUGCUCAAUUGAUUGCUACUUCGAAUCAAAGCUCGAGUCCACCAAGAAAGGAGUCGGUGAUGGAGACCACAAUCACCGAGGAGGAUGAAGAGGAAGAUGAAGAGGAGGGGAAGAAGACGGGAGUGGAGCAAAUGCAAGAACAGCAAGUGGGUGGAAAGGAAGCUGCAAUUGCGAGUAAUGAUGUAGCAGUAACAGAAAUUGCCAGCAAUGGAAAAGUACCAAGUGACGUUAUCGAUGAUGAAGAAGAGGACACGGCCAAUGAAAUCAAAGCUCAAUUGAGUAGAAGAGACUCCGAAAACACUAAAGUCGAACAACAAAGUAAUGUGUCAGGUGAGGAACAACAACAACAACAACAACAACAACAACAUGAUGGCGAUUACAAUGGCGAUGCUACUGGUGGCUCGCCCGUUUCAAGUAUAAAGAAGCCAAAUUUGGAGAUUGCCACUAAUGAAGUUUCUGCAUUGGUUAUUUAG
Lodderomyces parapsilosis is the source of this 2817-nucleotide messenger RNA. RefSeq names its product Arf family guanine nucleotide exchange factor. The record is from RefSeq and is a predicted model, not a curated record. The transcript has a single exon. Gene Ontology annotation, molecular function: guanyl-nucleotide exchange factor activity. Gene Ontology annotation, biological process: regulation of ARF protein signal transduction. Bases 1 to 2817 code for a protein of 938 amino acids. NCBI's taxonomy places the organism in Eukaryota, Fungi, Ascomycota, Pichiomycetes, Serinales, Debaryomycetaceae.